Molecule: messenger RNA, 945 nt
Organism: Penicillium hordei
Lineage: Eukaryota; Fungi; Ascomycota; Eurotiomycetes; Eurotiales; Aspergillaceae
Product: Carboxylesterase type B
Exons: 3
Coding region: 1-945 (314 amino acids)
Source: RefSeq, a predicted model, not a curated record
AUGUUCGUGGCCAUGGACUACCGUCUCGGGGGGUUCGGGUUCUUGCCGGGUGCAGAGAUCCUGAAAGCUAGCUCCGCCAAUCUCGAACUUAUGGACCAGCGUCUUGCAUUACAAUGGGACGCAGACAACAUCGCCGCAUUUGGAGGCCAUCCGUCCAAGGUGACCAUUUGGGCUGAGUCUGCCGGUGCCCUCUCAGUAUUUUAUCAGAUGGCCAUAUAUGAUGGCGACAAUACAUACAACGGUGCACUGCUCUUUCGCAGUGCCACCAUGAACUCCGGCAGCAUUGAGCCUGUAAAUCCCGCUGACGGCUCGAAAGGCAAGGCCAUAUACGAUACUGUGGUUAACAGCGCCGGUUGCAGUGGCGCCAAUGACACCCUCGGAUGUCUACGCGGGCUGGAUUAUACCAAGUUUCUCAACGCCGCCAACUCGGUUCCGGGCAUCUUAGGUUAUAAUUCUGUCGCCGAGUCCUCUGCCUCGGCAAAUACGCCUGGGCUGCCGUUCAUCGUUGGCGACCAAGAAGAUGAGAGCACUGUCUUUUCUCUAUUUCCGAACAAUUUGACAACCACCGAUCAUAUCGUGGACUACCUACAGACUCUGUUCUUCAACGCUUCCCAACAGCAGAUUACGGAUUUUGUCGCCACCUAUCAAGAUAUCAAAGAAGACGGCUCACUCUUCCGCACGGGAUACCUUUAUAACUGGUACCCACAAUAUAAACGACUGGGAGCCAUUCUGGAAAACGAAACCAGACGUCCCUUCUUGGUCCUAUCCUAUCUGUCAUAUUACGACCAUGGCCUUCCCUUCCUAGGAACCUUCCAUGGAUCUGAUGUUGUCCAGGUGUUCUAUGGGAUCCUGUCAAAUUAUGGCUCCAAAUCCCUGCACCCAUACUACUCGUCCUUUGUGUAUGAAGAGGACCCCGAUACAAAAGCUGGAGAUUACAUGGAUUGA